GCAUUGCAAAACAAUUGUUAUCGGAAUGAUUGCAACGCCUAACAUGCGUUUAUACGUACUACUGAUUGUAUAACUAAAGUAUACUUACAUUAUUGUCUUGUAGCAAUACGUAUAGUCAGGUACUUAUUGGCAGUACAAUUGAAUGCACGACCGAUGAUCAGAUUUGAAUGAGAACUGAAACGAAAAUAAUUAACGCCGACCGUACCUCCAACGGCCCGACGUAGGAUUGAAUGUAAUUACUAAUAAACAAGGAAAAAAAUUGAACGACGUUACGUUAAAAGCUCGGGCACAGUCAUAGACCGGUGGCGUGUGCUAGCAGGAAGAUCGUUGGAAGUUUGUGUUGUAAAAACGGUUUAAGAAUUCAAAUAAUGAAUGUAUUAAGAAAUGUGUCGUCGGCUUUUUGGACGCCCGAUGUUUGGUUACCGCCUAACAUAACAUGGGAUGAUAUCACACCGAAUUCGGAAAAUAAAUAUGCAAACCCUCAUGAUUUAAUUUAUCCCUUGCCUAUGGCAUUUAUUCUUCUAAUAAUCAGAUACGCCUUCGAAAGGUAUUGUAUCACACCAUUUGGGAAAUCCCUUGGUAUAAAAAACACAAGAGCAAAGAAAGCAACACCAAAUGAUAUUUUAGAAAAAGCUUAUGUUAGUCGAAAAAUUAAAAGUUCCCAAAUCGUGGGAUUGGCCAAGCAACUAGAUUGGUCUGAACGACAAGUAGAAAGGUGGCUGCGAUUGAGACGUGCCCAAGACAAACCAUCAACGCUUACAAAGUUUUGCGAAAAUAGCUGGAGGUGUUUUUAUUAUACGUAUUCUUUCAUAUAUGGUCUUAUAGUUCUAUGGAACAAACCAUGGUUGUGGGAUAUAAAACAUUGUUAUUAUAAUUAUCCAUUUCAUUCAGUUUCAAGUGAUAUAUGGUGGUACUAUAUGAUAUCUAUGGCAUUUUAUUGGUCUUUAAGUUUCUCCCAGUUCUUUGAUGUUAAAAGAAAAGAUUUUUGGCAAAUGUUUAUUCACCAUAUAGCCACUAUUGUAUUAAUGUGUUCUUCCUGGUUUGUAAACUUGACCAGAAUUGGUUCGCUAGUAUUAUUAGUGCAUGACUGUGCAGAUAUUUUUCUAGAAGCUGCGAAGAUGGCUAAAUACGCUAAUUACCAAAAAUUAUGUGAUUGUAUAUUUGCUAUUUUUACCGUCCUGUGGAUUAUUACACGUAUCGGCUUUUAUCCAUUUUGGAUAAUCCAUAGUACAUCGAUAGAAGCACCUAAGAUAGUACCAAUGUUCCCAGCAUAUUAUAUUUUCAAUUCUCUAUUAAUUUUAUUAUUAUUCCUUCAUAUAAUAUGGACGUAUUUAAUUCUUAAAAUUGCGUUCAAUGCUUUCUACGCUGGUCAGAUGGAGGGUGACAUUCGUAGCAGUAGUAGCGAAGAUAUUUCUGAUGCGUCCAUGGAUAGUACUUCAUUAAAUAAUACUACAAAUUAUGCUACCAAACAAAAUUCAAGACAAAAAGUUCACUAACAAAUAACUUUCUAAAAAAAAAGUUUAUUAUAUCACUAAUAAGACAAAAAUCCAAAUAUUUAGCCAGGCGCUAAUUUAUUUCAGCGAAUAUAAUGAAGCCUUGCAUUUAUUGUGGAAUAAGUCAAAUCCUUAACUUUUAUGAAGUUAUGAGACAGAUUACGAAUUUUUUAAUUCUUCACUUUCUUUAUAUCUAUUAAUAUUUUCUAAAACAAUUAGGCGCUUUUAUACAGCAUGUGAGAUUCACAUCUUACUUGUCUCAAAUAUAAAUGUCCAUUCAUUACUUUUAGUAUUAUUAAGUAUGAUAGAACGAACAUCGAGAAUUGUAAACUAUUUUUUCUUAUUAACUGUAUGAUUUAUUUAUAUCUAUUUCAUAUAAAAACUUAGUGAAUUAUAUUUUUUUUUAAGUAAAUUCUGAUUAUUUAGUCAAACAAACAAUGGACCAAAGUUUGAAAAUAUUUCUUAUCUGUACUUUCCAGCCUUCUGAAGGUCUAGCAAUUGAUUAUGCUUAAAGACAAUUAUUUAUUCUCUUAUACUUUACACAUAUAAAAAGGUGUUUUAAGAUUUGUGAAUAAGAAAAGCUAAUAAUAAUAUUAUCAAUAAGUGAAUGUUUUUUACUACUGAUCUGCCCCAUUCUAUGCUGCCUCAUACACUUUUUAAACUUAUUUGUUUAGUUUUUAUAAUACAAGCACAUAGUUUCCCGUAUUAAAGUAAAUGUACUUUUCACUUUGUGAUCCCUAUAGUAAAAUUUAUAAUACGAAAGGUAAAUAUUCAUUAUUAUG
Nomia melanderi (Alkali bee) is the source of this 2275-nucleotide messenger RNA. It is a transcript of the gene schlank, whose product is annotated as ceramide synthase schlank. NCBI's taxonomy places the organism in Eukaryota, Metazoa, Arthropoda, Insecta, Hymenoptera, Halictidae. Gene Ontology annotation, cellular component: membrane. The record is from RefSeq and is a predicted model, not a curated record. Gene Ontology annotation, molecular function: sphingosine N-acyltransferase activity; DNA binding. Gene Ontology annotation, biological process: ceramide biosynthetic process.